This is a messenger RNA of Eufriesea mexicana, 2607 nucleotides long. RefSeq names its product ATP-dependent RNA helicase p62. Lineage: Eukaryota; Metazoa; Arthropoda; Insecta; Hymenoptera; Apidae. The record is from RefSeq and is a predicted model, not a curated record. The coding region runs from base 170 to 1774 and encodes 534 amino acids. The transcript has 8 exons. Gene Ontology annotation, molecular function: RNA helicase activity; ATP binding; nucleic acid binding.
CCCACUUUUGAAUACGUUUGUCCGAUGUUGUCUCACAUCCGGGUACAUAUUAAAUCGUUCUUUCUGUUCCUGGAUGUGGCGAAUCUUCGCUUACUGAAUCAAUUAAGUACAAGUUAUUACCUUCAAUAGUAAUUUCAUUAGAAGCUGAAAGUCAUUUAUUACUUCAAAUAUGUUACGACAGGUAGUAGGAGCAAUUGGAUCUCUCAGAAUUAGGACAUACGGGGCUAGUUAUCACAGUGGAAAUUAUAGAAGUACUAAAGAAAGAGGAUCUACAUAUGGAAAUGUUACCAGUAAUAAAAAUGGACGAUAUGAUAAUCGUAACAAAAAUAAUAUGCAUACUGCUCUUGGAACCUUGAAGAAACCAAAUUGGAACUUCGAAAAUUUAAAGCCUUUUAAGAAAGACUUCUAUAUACCACAUCCAAAUGUUCAAGCACGUCAUCCACAGGAAGUAGACAUAUUUAGACAAGAAAAUCAAAUUACCCUCAAAGGAGAGAAAAUUCCUAAUCCUAUACAACAUUUUGAAGAAGGAAAUUUCCCUGAGCAUGUAAUGCAAUGUAUCAGAAAGCAAGGGUUCAGUGAACCAACUGCUAUUCAAGCUCAAGGAUGGCCAAUUGCUAUGUCUGGGCACAAUAUGGUUGGAAUAGCACAAACUGGAUCUGGGAAAACUUUAGGAUAUAUACUACCUGCUAUAGUACACAUUAGCAGUCAACAGCCUCUAAAUCAUGGUGAUGGACCAAUUGCUCUUAUUUUAGCACCAACUAGAGAAUUGGCACAGCAAAUUCAGAAAGUUACUUACGGUUUUGGUUAUGUGAGAAGCACUUGUAUUUUUGGUGGUGCACCAAAAGGAAAUCAAGCUCGUGAUUUAGAACAAGGAGUUGAGAUUUGCAUUGCUACACCUGGACGAUUAAUUGACUUUUUGGAACGUGGUACAACUAAUUUACGCAGAUGCACAUAUUUGGUAUUAGAUGAAGCAGAUAGAAUGUUAGAUAUGGGUUUUGAACCACAGAUCCGAAAAAUUAUUGAACAAAUCAGGCCAGACAGACAAGUUUUAAUGUGGUCUGCAACUUGGCCAAAAGAAGUUCGAAAUCUUGCAGAGGAAUAUCUUGUAGACUAUACACAAUUGAACAUUGGAUCAUUAACAUUAUCAGCUAAUCACAAUAUUCUUCAAAUUGUUGAUGUUUGUGAGGAACAUGAAAAACAAAUAAAAUUGCAAAACCUCCUUCAAGAAAUUAGUAAUGUUAAUCCAGAUGGCGGAAAAACAAUAAUUUUUGUAGAAACGAAAAAAAAAGUGGAAAGUAUCACUAAAAUUAUUCGUCGUUAUGGUUGGCCAGCAGUAUGUAUACAUGGUGAUAAAUCUCAAUUGGAAAGAGAUUUUGUCCUUACAGAAUUUAGAAGGAAUAAGGAUGCAAUUCUUGUAGCAACAGAUGUUGCUGCCCGUGGAUUGGAUGUCGACGACGUAAAGUACGUGAUCAACUUCGAUUAUCCGACUUCAUCUGAAGACUACAUUCAUAGAAUUGGUAGAACGGGCCGUUCAAAUAAUUCAGGGACGAGUUAUGCAUUCUUUACACCACAAAAUGGUCGACAGGCUAAAGGCUUGGUUAAUGUACUUAAAGAAGCUAAACAAGUUGUUAAUCCUAAGCUUUUGGAACUCGCAGAUAAAAGUGGGAAUGAUAUCGCACGAAAUCGUUGGGGUUACGGAAAUUAUCGUAGAAGAGAAACUGUUUUCCCUAAAGUACAUAAACGAUUCGAUAGCCUAAGUUAUUUUGACUCAUAGUUGGUGUACUUUGACUUCCGAUCACAAACUCUCUGAACAAGCAACCUGUUGGAGAUCUGAAACUCGUUACAAUCUCUUCCUCUGUGAUUAGAAAAUGUUCUCCAUCAAGGAUGUAUUACUUCAUGUUAGUUCCGUGCUCGGUUAAUCUUUUUUAUUUUUAUUUAUAAUCUUAUUGUUGUAGUUAGCGAUAGUAUAAAAUUCAGUAAAUUACAUGCAGAGAGUACCUUUGUUAUGUCUCCGUUAUGUAUUAGAUUUACAAAUUAAUUCGAUGCUCUUUUUCAUCUUCAAAUUAGAAGUCUUGUUACAAAAAAUUUGUAUAUAUUUUAUUCCGUCAAAUAGUCUCUGUUACUUUUUAUGAAUAUGGACAUUUAUUGAGCAACAAACGAAUACCGUCGCAGGAAAGCGAUAAGGAUUUUAAUUAAAUAAAUUCAGUAAUACUUUUAUGAAUUUCUUCAUACGUCUUGAAUGCGAGUCUGUAAGGUGGUGUUGCAAGGGCAAAAGUAGGUGAUAAUCUGUUGGAGACGUCUGUAUGAAGGAGAGAACUUUCCAUUCCAAGACAUGAAUGGGUUUCUUUCGUUUAUUAGGCUGCACGUGGUUGUUUAUUAUUAUGCACUCAAAUCACAGGUCUACUUCCAGUGCUGGUAAACGGUCUUUUCCCAUAAAAUUCGACACUUAUUCGUAUCAGUUGACUCUAAUAAUAUUUGGAAUUUACAGUUUCUUCAGAUUUGAGCAAUUCAUAAUAUAUGAGCCUGCUCAUAUAUUACCAAAUGCAUAUCAGUUAUUUCUACGUGUGUAUGUUUGAUUGCGCGAUUUACUUGGAUAAUUCUGUAAUU